AUGGCAUUGGCCGUGACCGUGGCGGUGGUUUUCAUGGGCGGAAUGCAGAAGGUAGUGGCCUUGGGCUGGAAAGAGGCUGCGCGCCCGCUGCUCAUGGAUUAUGUGGAUCGCCUGACCGCCGAAAUUGGUAGUCCACCCAGCAUCGAGCGUGCCCAAGCCAUUGCGGACCGGCUUCCGGUCACGCUGCGCAUCGAUGGACCAUUGGUGCAGUGGGAUUCGCACCCAGACCGUCCUCGCCCUGACUGGAUGAGCGACAAGGUGCAGCGCCAGGACCAUUGGGCGCGCGAUGACACGGGCUACCGUCUGCUGCAACGCACAACUUCCGAUGGACACCACAUCGAAUUUGGUCUCAAUGCACUGUCUUGGGACAAGCGUCCGCGCAUCGCUUGGGGCACGCUCACCGUGCUGCUGCUGCUCACGGCGCUGGCGUUCGUGUAUGUGCGCCACCUGCUGCGUCCACUGGACGAUAUCCGGCUUGGCGCGCAGCGUUUUGGCCAUGGUGAUUUCGGCGAACCGAUUCCGGUGCGCCACGCUCACCGCCCGGACGAGCUGGGCCAGCUGGCAGGCACCAUCAACACCAUGGGCGAGGACAUCCACCAGAUGCUGGAGGCCAAGCGCGCUCUGCUGCUGGCCAUGAGCCAUGAGCUGCGCAGUCCGCUCACGCGCGCCCGCCUCAAUACCGAACUGCUGCCAGAGACCCAGGACGUGAUACCACAGCGUGAUGCGCUGAUGCGCGAUCUGGGCGAGAUGGCGCAUCUUAUUUCCGACCUGUUGGAGAGCGAGCGCUUGGCGGGCCGGCACGCGGCCCUGCACCGAGAGCCCACCCACUUGGCUGAACUGGCUCGCGAAGUGAUCACUGAAUUGAAGGCUCGGCAUGACUGCGCCGACGACAUCGUUGUCAUUGCCGAUCCCGCCCUGCCGGUGCUGGCGCUGGACCGGGGACGCCUGCGCCUG
Molecule: messenger RNA, 954 nt
Organism: Ostertagia ostertagi
Lineage: Eukaryota; Metazoa; Nematoda; Chromadorea; Rhabditida; Trichostrongylidae
Source: the annotation of a GenBank genome assembly